This is a messenger RNA of Mya arenaria, 298 nucleotides long. RefSeq names its product four-domain proteases inhibitor-like. Bases 2 to 298 code for a protein of 98 amino acids. Gene Ontology annotation, molecular function: protein binding. The record is from RefSeq and is a predicted model, not a curated record. NCBI's taxonomy places the organism in Eukaryota, Metazoa, Mollusca, Bivalvia, Myida, Myidae. The transcript has 4 exons.
AAUGAAUUCCGUAAUCUCAGUUCUACUUGUGGUAGCUGUGGUGGCAGCUGUGAACGCUAGAAGCCCGCCAUGUAUAUGCCCUGCCAAUUGGGAUCCAGUUUGCGGAACGGAUGGGAAAACCUAUGGAAAUAUGUGCGACUUGGAAUGCUCCAACGUUCCCUUCCAAUCGCAAGGUAAAUGUCCCUGCAGAUGUACCAAAGAUCUGAAUCCAGUCUGCGGAAAUGACGGGGUCACCUAUGACAACGAAUGCCUCAUGGAGUGCAAUGGAGCAACCCUUGCCAGUUCUGGAGCAUGCUAG